AUGGCUGAGCAAACAAACUCUUCUUCCGUUGUUCCUUUCACUGUUGAAUUUGAUCCUCGUAGCCCUUACUUUCUCACCAACGCUGAUAAUCCUGGAGUUCUUCUGGUCAGUGAAAAAUUAGACAAUCGCAACUAUCAUUCGUCGUCAUGCUCCAUGUUUCUUUCCUUGAAGGCUCGCAACAAGCUUGGCUUCAUUGAUGGCUCACUUCCUCUUCCAACAACAACUGAUCCUCUAUUCUCUCCAUGGAGUAAGUGUGACACAAUUGUGCUCUCAUGGAUGUUGAAUUCUCUAUCCUUGAAGAUUGCUCAGAGUGUCAUACAUGUGGAUUCAUCCUAUGCAUUGUUGCUUGAACUGAAGGAACGUUUUUCACAAGGAAAUGGUCCUCGCAUCUUCGAAUUGCAAACUGCAAUCUCUGCCCUACGUCAAGACCAGAAUGAUGUUAGCACAUACUUUACAAUUCUCAAGAUACUAUGGGAUGAACUUUUGAAUUAUCAACCCUUACCUGUCUGUUAUUGUCAAGGAUGCAAGUGUAAUUCUUCUAAGGUUUUUGCUGCACAUCAUCAUAAAAAUUAUGUUAUGAAGUUUCUUAUGGGACUCACCGAUGCUUUUGAUAAUGUUAGAGGUCAGAUCUUGAUGAUGGAUCAUCUACCUUCAAUUAACAAAACCUUUUCUCUUGUUAUACAAGAAAAGAGACAAAGACUUGUUAGUAAUCGAAGCAUCUCCUUAGCUUCAGUUGAAUCCGUGGUUCUAGCUGCCAAAACUGACGCUGGUUUUAAAAAUUUUAAGGCUAAUCCAUGA
Messenger RNA from Juglans microcarpa x Juglans regia, 798 nucleotides. RefSeq lists its product as uncharacterized. The coding region runs from base 1 to 798 and encodes 265 amino acids. The transcript has a single exon. The record is from RefSeq and is a predicted model, not a curated record. Lineage: Eukaryota; Viridiplantae; Streptophyta; Magnoliopsida; Fagales; Juglandaceae.